Messenger RNA from Phyllopteryx taeniolatus (common seadragon), 6467 nucleotides. RefSeq names its product leucine-rich repeat kinase 1 (gene lrrk1). The coding region runs from base 267 to 6212 and encodes 1981 amino acids. Gene Ontology annotation, biological process: protein phosphorylation. The record is from RefSeq and is a predicted model, not a curated record. Gene Ontology annotation, molecular function: protein kinase activity; ATP binding; protein binding. NCBI's taxonomy places the organism in Eukaryota, Metazoa, Chordata, Actinopteri, Syngnathiformes, Syngnathidae. The transcript has 37 exons.
AAAAAAGAAAUCUUCAGUUUGAGAUUUCAGCCGCCGUUUGGCUUCCCGAUGUAGCGCAACUUCUUCUUUCACGGGGCAGCGACGCAUUCAAGCGAGGCUCGUUGAACGCAUCUUCUGCGGAAUGGAAAAGCCGACAAACUACGUGUGUCAUCUGCGCGUGCGCGAGGGGAGAGCGGGUCGCCCCGUUGAUUGAAAGGCAGUUGUGUGUAAAAUGAAACACGCAAGGUGUUCCGUGAUCGGGAUCGUCGGCACGAACGAGCGCGAGCAUGAACAACGCUACAGCGGACGCAGGCGGCGGAGAAAAUGAGAUGGGGGGCGAGGCCCCAGGUCCAGAUGGUAGUCCUCCGUGCCCCACCCUGGCCAGCAUCCAGAGGGCAUACGAGGCGGGCCAAGAGGAAACGGCAAGGGACUUGAUCAGGCAGGCCGCCUGUGUGCGGUGCAGCGGCACGGUGGCCAAUUGUGUCCACGUCGACGGUGUUCUGCGCGUGGUGUCCCAGUAUGGCGAUGCUCGGAGUGUUCGUUACCUCCUGCAGGAAGCCGAAGUCCGGGUUCCGACAGAAGUGUCGGACCAGAACCCGGCCGUAGUGGCGGCCCACUCUGGACACAGCGCUGUCCUAAGAAUUCUGCUGGACGCCAUACCAGGUGUACGUCAGAGGAGGGACCUCUUGAACCUCCUGUUGUCCACUUCCUGUCAGCGUGGUCAUGUGGACUCUGUCCGCCUUCUGGUUCAGGACUACGGCGCUGAUGCCAAAGACAGCAACGCCAGCCACAGCGACCGCUUCACCGUCAUCAGCGCUCUGCCGCUCUACGCCGCAGUGCAAGCAGGCAGCGAGGAGCUUGCUGACUUUCUGCUGCAGAACGGUGCCGGUUUGUCGUCCUACACGCUGAUGGACCAUCCUGACUUAAGCACACGACUUCUCACAAGAAGGCUGGAACACAGCACGCAAGACGGGCAGCAGGUAGUGAGCGUGCGCUGGAGCGGCCUGUCUCUUCCGUGGUUGGAGGUUUCCUGGCUCGUGGGUGUGUCCUGUCUGGUCACACAUUUGGAUUUGUCGCAUAACAAUUUGUCGUCGCUGCCGUCCGUCCUUCCCUGGGGUCUGCUGUGUCUCAAGACCUUGGACCUGUCCCACAACCGUCUGGGUCAGCUGCCCCCCACCGCAGCCGCACAGGAAGUCAUCUGCACCAGGUUGUGCGAGGUGAACGUGCGUGGGAACCAACUGAGCGUGUUGCCAGCGGGUCUGCUCCACCUGCGCGACCUCAAGAAACUCUGCGCCUCCAAAAACCAGCUGACGACCUUGUUUGACAUGCCGCCACCAAGCGCCUGGACGGGCCUGCGUAAGCUGGAGGACUUGGACGUGUCCGACAACCGUUUGAGCGCGCUGCCGGCCGACGUCAUGCGCGCGCUCAAGUCCCUGCGACGCCUCGACGUGUCCCGGAAUCGGCUGGGCAGCUUUCCGGACUGCUGGGCCUGCCCCCUGAACCAGUACAGAGCGUCGUGCAAUAAGAUGAGCGGUCUACCGGACAACAUCUCCGUCUUCUGGAAGAAUCACCUGCACGACGUCGACUUCUCCGACAACCUCCUCGAACAUCUGCCCUCGAGCCUCUUUCGACUGGAGGCUCUGCUUUCGCUGAAAUUGUGCGGGAAUGUCAUCCGGACUCUGCCUCCGCCGUCCGAGUGGACCUGCUCUCAGCUCAGGACGCUGGACCUGUCCAGGAACCUGCUGGGAAAGAGUGAAGAAGGCCCCAAGUCCAGAAAACUUUCCUUCUUGACCACAUGGAGCAAAAAAGAUCCCGAUCCAGGUAUCUCCCAUCAAGGACCUUUCGCUUUCUUACCUUCGCUGAGUACUGACCCGCUUCUCGGUUCUUCCCGAGCAGGGUGUCCCGUGGAGUUCCCGGCGGUUCUGCGAGAUUCACUAGAGGUUCUGUACUUGAACAACAACCAUCUAGAGUGCGUCCCGCCUUCUGUGUGCGCUCUGAGUUGCCUCAGCGAACUCUACCUGGCCAAUAACCCUGGCAUCCGGGAGCUCCCAUCAGAACUUGCUGGACUGAGCAACCUGUGGCAGCUGGACAUCGAAAACCUCAACAUCAGCAACGUGCCUCAAGAAGUCAGGAGAGAAGGUUCACCGUCGGUGCUGGCCUUCCUGCGCGCGCACCUUCGCAGGGCGAUGCCGUGUCGCCUGCUGAAGAUGCUGCUGAUCGGUCCGCCGCGCCAGGGCAAGUCUUCCCUCCUGAGGGCGCUGCAGACGGGGAAAGCGUCGCCGCCGUUCACGCCGGCCGCCGAAUGCAGCGUUUCGACAUCCACCUGGGAGAUGGAGUGCAGCAGCAACGCUGCCGGAAAGAACAACAGGAACUCGUCGUUGGCGUUGAACGUGUGGGACGUCGGCGGCCCGUCCAGCAUGUCGGCCCUCACGCAAUGUUUCUUCACGGACAGCGCCCUCUACGUGCUCACGUGGAACCUGACGCUGGGCGAGGAGGCCGUCGCCAGCCUGCAGACGUGGCUGCUCAACAUCGAGGCCCGGGCGCCCAACUCUGCGGUCGUGGUGGUCGGAACCCAUCUGGAUCUGAUCGACACCAAGUUCCGCACGGAGCGGCUCGCCACGCUGAGGGCUUACAUCCUGGCGCUGUGCCGCACGCCCUCGGGCGCCCGUGCCGGCGGGUACCCCGACGUCGCCUUCGGACAUCUGCGCGAGGUGUCGUGUAAGACGUUGGAGGGCGUGGACGGCCUGAAGAAGCUCAUCCGGCAGGUGGCGCUCUCCAUGAAGGACGGCCGCGCCUCAGCCUGCGGAGGAAAGCUGCUGGGCAGGAUGAUCCCUCGCAGCUACGUGACGCUGCAGGAGGCGGCGGCCGCCGAGAAGCGAAGACGUCACGCCGAGGAGGAAGUUCAGUUCCUGACGCAGGCUCAGCUGGAGAGCAUGGCGGAGCGCCACGCGGGAAGCGACAUCGCGGACUACGAUGACCUGCCGUCCGCCGUCAAGUUCCUGAUGGAGACGGGCACGCUGCUCCACUUCCCGGACACCAGCCGCGGCCUGUGCACGCUCUACUUCCUGUGUCCCGAGUGGCUGGCCGAGUGCCUGCAGAGGAUCGUGCGCCUGGAGUCCUCGCGCUCCCUGGCCAGAAACGGCGUCAUCCGGGCCCAAGACCUCCGGAUGCUGCUGGUCGGGACCGGAUUCACCCGCGACACUGAGGAGCAGUACUUCCAGUUCCUCGCCAAGUUUGAGAUCGCACUUCCCGUCGCCAACAACAGCUACCUGCUGCCUCACCUGCUGCCCGCCAAGCCCGGCGUGGACAUCCACUGCUUCCGGCAGCCGAGCGCCAACACGCUAGAGCGACUCUUCAAGAUGAGCUUCGUGCCGGUCGGAUUCUGGGAACGCUUCAUCGCCAGGAUGCUCAUCAGUCUGACUGACAUGGACCUGCAGUCGUCAGAUGCCAAACGCGGCGCUGGCCCUCGCCGCGCCCGGACGUCGUUCUACAACUUGGGAGGAAGCGGACCGAAGAACCGCUGCAGCACUUUCCGAGUGCGCCGCCGUCAGACGGUCUACUGGAGAGAGGGGCUGCUGGUCACCUUCGAAGGAGGUUACCUCAGCGUGGAAUCGACGGACGUCAACUGGAAGAAGAAGAAGAGCGGCGGCGUCAAGGUGGUCUGCCGGUCGGAGAGCAGGGACUUCUCGGCCGCGGCCUUCGUCACGGACCACGUCAACGCGCUCGUGGAGCAGUGGUUUCCGGCGCUGACGGCCAGCGAGAGCGACGGCACCCCGCUCCUGGAGCGCUACGCCCCCUGCCCGCUCUGCGCCGCCCGGCUCCAGCAGAGCGGCACGCGGGCGCCGGACGACGGCGACGGGGGCGGGGUUCACCUGUUCGACGUGGAGGAGUGCGCGCUGGCCGCGGCGGAGGGCGACAGCAUCGCGUGUCCCGAACACCCCCGGCACGCGGUCCCGCUCCGGGAGCUGGUACCGGAACUCUUCAUGACCGACUUCCCCGCACGGCUCUUCCUGGAGAAGGAGCAUCUGGAAUAUUCCGAGGACGAGUCCAGCGUCAUCGGUCAGGGCGGCAGCGGCACCGUGGUCUACCGCGCUCGCUACCGGCAGCGGCCGGUCGCCAUCAAGCGCUUUCGCCUGCGGAAGUGCCGGCAGAAUGCGCCCUCCGCAGACGCAGACACGAUGAUGAAGCGCCUUCAGUCGGCGGCGGCGUGUCGCUGCUUCUCCGAGUUCCGUCAGGAGGCGGCCGCGUUGCACUCGCUGCGGCACCCGUGCGUGGUGGCCCUGGUGGGCGUGUCCAUACACCCGCUGCGCCUGGCGCUGGAGCUGGCGCCGCUCGGCAGCCUCAACAACGUCCUGGAGGAGAAACGCCAAGGCGGCGGAUACGUGCCCCUCGGUCACAUGAUCACCUACAAGAUGGCCUAUCAAGUGGCGGCCGGGCUGACCUACCUGCACAGGAAGAACGUCAUCUUCUGCGACCUCAAGUCGGACAACAUCCUCGUCUGGUCCCUGCAGGAGCAGCACGCGGUGAACGUGAAGCUGUCCGACUACGGCGUGUGUCGUCGGUCUUUCCACGAGGGGGCCCUCGGGGUGGAGGGGACGCCGGGGUACCAGGCGCCCGAGGUCAGACCCGGCAUCGUUUACGACGAGAAGGUGGACAUGUUCUCGUACGCGAUGGUCACGUACGAGCUUCUGUCGGGCCGCCGUCCGUCCGUGGGCCACCGUCGCCUCCCCAAGACGGCGGCCGCCCGCGGCGUCCGUCCGCCGCUGGCGGGUCCGCAGGAAGUGGGCUUCUACUUCCUGCAGCGCCUGAUGACGCAGUGCUGGGACACUAAACCCGAGAAGCGCCCGACGGCGUCCGAGUGUGUGCGGCGCAUGAUGGAUCCCAGCUUUGCGUGUCUGCGUUACGUGUUGCCGUGCGGCGCCGACUCGCAGCUCUUCCUGCCGCCACCAGGGGGACAACACGUCGUCUUGUGGGAAGGAGACGCGGCCGACAGGCGUUACAGUGUUGUGAACGUGCACAAAGGUCAGCUGGAGGUCAACAAGAAGUCGUGUCCCGGAAGCAGAGUCAGCUGCCACGUGAAGAUGGGCAACACGCUGUGGCUGGCCACGCACGAACAGGAAGUGCUGGUGUACGUCCUGAAGGACAUGUGUCCUCUUACGCGACCUCACAAACAUUUGUCGUGUCCUGCCGUCAUCACCUGCUUCCUCAAACUCCCGGGCGCGUGCGGUGUGUUCGCGGGCACGUCGGACGGCCAGGUGGCGCUGUACGGCGCGGAGGAGGCGGGGCUUCCCGUGGAGGACCACGCCCCCUCGGCUUUGAUUGCCGGCGACCCCGGGCAGAGGCCCGCCCCCGUCACCUGCAUGCUUCUCAUUGGCUGCGGACGACAGCUGUGGCUGUCCAGCGGUCCCGGCGUGCUGGUGGUGGACCGCGCCAGCCUGUCCCCGGUCCGCAGACUGGACCCGUACGUCUUUCCGUCCUCGGUGGUCUCCAUGGCGACGGGCUUCGGCGUGCGGGGGGAGGAGUCCGUGUGGACCCUGGAUGACGUCACCGACACGCUCGUACUCUUCCACGCCGCAUCGUUCGAGUUGUGCGCCAAGUACACCUGCGGCGACCGCAGUCCUCUCCGCGACGUCUUCCCGAUCCGCCGUCCCACGGCGCUCGGCGCCGACGUGGAGGAGGAGGAGGAGGAGGAGGAGGAAGCCGAGCUCGCCGACGGCGCCGUGACGGUGGCCGACAGCGAGGAGGCGGGGACUCAGAUCGUCCGACACCGGGAUUCGCCGACGGACGGUUCCGCGUCGUCGGAGGAGAACGCCGACGUCGGCGUCGCGCAGCCGUCUUUGGAGCGGGAGGACGCCGAAGACGGACGGUGCGGCGCCGCAGAGUCCUCGCCGCCGUCUCUGCGGGCCCUCAAGCUUCUGAUGGUGAACGACAUCCUUUGGGUCUUCAGGCGCGGCGGAGACGUCCUGCUGAUCCACGUCGAGCCGCACGGCGAGCAAACGAGGGGUCGGGUCGGCGCCGUACUACGCCCUCCUUCGGAACACGCCUUGGGGACGCCGGUGGAGGCGGGGCUCGUGGGCAAGGACGCGGUGGUGUGCGGCUUCCGGGGCGUGCCCUCGUCGUCCGGCGUCAGCGUGUGCGUGUGGCGCGCCUGGGACGCGGCGCGCCUGGACGUGUUCUACCGCAGUGCCGAGGACCUGGCCCGCUUGGACGGCGGCGUGCGGCGCCGCCGGUAGUAGCCCGUCGGGAAGAGGCGACCCGAACCCGACCGGAUUGCGAUACGUUCCCGCCUAUCCUGAACUCAUAUUGUCGCGUUAGCGUCAACAUUUUCCGAUUCCAAGUCAAUUCCUUUACCGUCAUGAAAGCGUGUUUGGGACAGCGCUAUCAUGCUAACGCCAUGUACAAACUCUUGGAAAUCGUCUUUUACGGCCUUGAAUUGUACGUGCGUACUUGGGACUGUUAAAGUGCAUCGUGGACAAUUUGCCUUCUGA